AUGAGCAGACGCAACAGCCGUACCAUCUAUGUAGGCAAUCUCCCUGGGGACAUCCGUGAGAGGGAGGUUGAGGAUCUCUUCUACAAGUAUGGUCGUAUUUUGGAUAUCGACUUGAAAAUAACUCCAAGACCCCCUGGAUAUGCUUUCGUUGAGUUUGAGGAUCCACGUGAUGCUGAUGAUGCAAUUUAUGGCCGUGAUGGGUAUAACUUUGAUGGCUACAGGUUGCGGGUUGAAUUAGCUCAUGGUGGCAGAGGUCAGUCUUAUUCUUAUGAUCGUUCAAGCAGCUAUAGCAGUGCACGCCGUGGAGGUGUUUCUAGGCGCUCUGAUUUCCGUGUUAUGGUCACUGGUUUACCUUCAUCGGCAUCGUGGCAAGAUCUGAAGGACCACAUGCGGCGCGCCGGCGAUGUCUGUUUCUCUGAUGUAUACCGUGAGGCCGGAGAAACUAUUGGAAUUGUUGAUUAUACAAAUUAUGAAGAUAUGAAAUACGCGAUUAGGAAGCUUGAUGACUCACAGUUCAGGAAUGCAUUUUCAAGGGCGUAUAUCAGGGUGAGGGAGUAUGAUGCUAGAUCACGAAGCAGAAGCCGUAGCCGCUCGUACUCAAGAAGCCCCAGUUACAGCAGGAGCAGGAGUCCAAAAUCUCUUUCUCGGUCACCCUCACCUGUGGAUGAAAGUAAAAAUUCCUAUGGUGCCUUUUGCAUUAUGGCUCUCUGUAGCCAUUUCCUUGUCAAGAUCGCUAUCGAGAUCUCGAUCCCCAGUUUCUUCUCCUUCUCACGCAAGAUCUGCGAGCAGAAGCCCUAG
Messenger RNA from Miscanthus lutarioriparius, 798 nucleotides. The record is from the annotation of a GenBank genome assembly. Lineage: Eukaryota; Viridiplantae; Streptophyta; Magnoliopsida; Poales; Poaceae.